Messenger RNA from Lathyrus oleraceus (garden pea), 1593 nucleotides. Its product is annotated as pentatricopeptide repeat-containing protein At5g06540-like. Bases 4 to 1593 code for a protein of 529 amino acids. Gene Ontology annotation, molecular function: RNA binding; protein binding. The record is from RefSeq and is a predicted model, not a curated record. Lineage: Eukaryota; Viridiplantae; Streptophyta; Magnoliopsida; Fabales; Fabaceae. The transcript has a single exon. Gene Ontology annotation, biological process: RNA modification.
GUAAUGAGCUCAACCAGACACAGUCCAUGUCUUCAUCUCUUACAACAAUGGCAAAACCUAACCAUGAAAAAAAUGAAACAAAUCCAUGCUCACACCAUCACCAACAACCUCACUCGCUUCUCCUACAUCUCCAGCAGAAUCUUAGCCUUCUGCUCUUUCUCACCGCGCGGCAAUUUUCGCUAUGCAGAGACCCUUUUCACCCACAUGCCCAAUCCCAAUCUCUUCGAUUACAACUCCAUCAUCACCUCUUACACAACAAAUUCACAAUUCCACAAAUCACUCUCGGUUUUCACCAAAAUGCUCAACACCAACGUUCGCCCCAAUUCGAAUACUUUCACCGCCCUUGUAAAAGCAUGUGUUACACUUUCUUAUCUAGAACAAGUCUUUACUCUAUCCAUGAAAAUGGGGAAUUCAUCUGACGUGUAUUUCGUGAGCUCGGUUAUCAAUGUGUUUUCGAAACACGAAGCAAUACACCUUGCUCGUAACGUGUUCGAUGAAAGUUCUAACAGAAAUGUGGUUUGUUGGACGAGUCUCGUGAGUGGCUAUUGCAGUUGCGGGUUGGUUAAUGAUGCGAGGGAAUUGUUUGACGAAAUGCCACAGAGAAACGACGCGUCGUAUAGUGCUAUGGUUUCUGGGUAUGUUAAGAACGGUUUUUUCAAUGAGGGAAUUGAACUUUUUCGUGAAUUGAAGAAGAACAAGGGUUAUGCACCUGCGAGACCCAAUGGAUCACUUUUUGUGAGUGUUCUUAAUGCGUGUACCAUGGUGGGUGCUUUUGAAGAAGGGAAGUGGAUUCAUUCUUAUGUUGAGGAAAAUGGUUUGGAAUAUGAACUUGAACUUGGAACUGCUUUGAUUGAUUUUUACACGAAAUGUGGAUGGGUAAAGAGUGCAGAGCAAGUGUUUGACAAAAUGCCUGUUAAAGAUGUUGCUACUUGGAGUGCUAUGAUUUUGGGUUUAGCUAUUAAUGGGAAUAAUCUGAUGGCUCUGAAACUGUUUGAAAAUAUGGAGAAGGUUGGACCAAAACCUAAUGAAGUUACUUUCAUUGGAGUUCUCACAGCUUGCAAUCAUAAAAAUAUGUCGGGUGUAGCGUUGCGGUCAUUCGGAAUUAUGACUGAAAAAUAUGGCAUAACACCAUCCAUUGAACACUAUGGAUGUGUGGUUGAUGUUUUGGCUCGAAGUGGACAAGUAAUAAAGGCCUUAAGUUUCAUUAGAAAUAUGCAUAUUAAACCUGAUGGAGCUAUAUGGGGGUCUUUGCUUAAUGGAUGUCUGAUGCAUGGUUAUUUUGAAUUGGGACAGACAGUUGGCAAGUAUUUGAUAGAGUUUGAGCCUCAACAUAGUGGUAGGUACGUCCUUCUCGCGAACAUGUAUGCCAAUAUGGGUAAGUGGGAAGGUGUUUUUGAGGUAAGAAAAAUGAUGAAAGACAGGGGAGUGGUGAUUGUUUCUGCUUGGAGUUUCAUUGAAAUUGAUCAAACCAUCCACAAGUUUGUUGUUGAUGAUAAGUGUUGUUUGAAUUCAGGAGAAAUUUAUGAAGUCUUAAGUGACUUGGGAAGGAAAGUUGAGGAAUUUUCAGGAGACAAGGAUGCCCAUAAAGGUUGA